GUUGAAUUCGAAGUCGGUCUCGCGUACUUGAAAAUGGCUUCAGUCAUCAUGUUUGGUUUAGCCUUCACUUUGCUGGUGGCUUCCAGUGAAGCUCUGAGGAUCCUCGUAUUCUUUCCUCUGCAAGCAAGGAGUCACAGCAUAUUGGGGCACGGCGUUGCCAAUCGUUUACUAGAAGCUGGCCACGAGGUGGUGCAUAUAACUUCAUUUCCUCGAGAAAACCCAGUAACAAACUUGACUGAAGUAAGCUUGGAAGAGACGAGGAAAAUCACGAGCGCUGCGAUAGCAAAAGAUGAUACGUUCAAAAUCAAGAACAUGGUUGGCAGAGGAAAUUUCUGUGACUCCAUAUUCUUUAAGUACUUCGAGUACAAGGCCCAUGAGCGGAUCCUCGCAGCACCAGAACUGGUGGAAUUCCUCAAGGAUCCUUCACAGAGGUUUGAUGCUGUCAUCGUUGAGUGGUUCUUCUCCGAUUUUGUUGCUGGAAUAGCUCCGCUUUUCCAGUGUCCACUGAUCUGGUUCAGCGCUACAGAAGCUCACUGGCAAACCCUUAGGCUCAUCGAUGAAGUACCCAACCCAUCUUAUAAUGUGGACAUUUUCUCCUUUAGUAGUCCACCUCUGGGAUUGUGGGAGAGGACUAAAGAACUUUAUACGAUAAUUAAAAAGAUGAUUAUGUUAAGUGUAAUAUUCACCCCGCUGGAGAAAUCACUAUACAAUGAUGUAUUUCCAAGGAUCGCUGCCGCAAAAGGACUUACCAUGCCUUCCUACGAUGAAGCUGUUUACAAUGGAUCUCUCUUAUUGCUCAACUCCCAUCCAUCUAUUGGCACUCCGUUUAGACUCCCACAGAGUGCUAAAUAUAUUGCUGGAUUCUAUAUUGAUAGUACAAUUAAGCCUUUGCCUAAGGACCUUCAAAAACUGUUGGACGAAGCAAAGCAUGGCGUGAUAUACUUCAGCAUGGGCAGUAAUUGGAAAAGUGCAGAUAUGUCGGAUAACAUGAAGGCCUCCUUGCUCAACAUGUUCGCCAAAUUGAAGCAAACAGUGAUUUGGAAGUUUGAGGAAGAUAUGGAGAAGGUGCCAGCUAAUGUUCAUCUGGUGAAGUGGGCACCACAACUGGCCAUACUUGCUCACCCAAACCUGAAACUCUUCAUCAACCAUGGCGGUCUGCUAUCAACAACUGAGGCCAUACACUUCGGAGUGCCAGUAAUUGGCAUACCCCUUGCCGCAGACCACCAUGUAAACAUGCAGUCUGUGACCAACAAGGGUUUUGGUAUAUUGGUAACCUUGGCGGAAGAUAUGGCUAAUCACAUUUAUGAGGCUAUUCAGAUGUUGGGAAGUGCCACUUACAAAAUAAGGGCUAAAGAACUAUCGUUCAUCUACCAUCACCGAAACCAGAAGCCAGGAGACGAGCUGGUCUUUUGGAUCGAGCAUGUGGUAGCCACGGGUGGCGCCAAACACUUGAAGUCUCCCGCGUUGUCUGUACCGUGGUACCAGAAAAUGUACUUAGAUGUACUUGCAGUAUUGGUCGCAGUAUUAUUUAUAGCUUUUAAGUUGAUUAAGAGGGUAGUUAGGAAAGAAAACAGUUGUAUAGACAAGAAAGAGAAAACAAAAUCGAUGAUUCAGUCUACGGCACAACGCACACCGGCAGAUAGAGUAGAGUCGAGGGCGUGGACGUCCUUGGUGUCUUGUCUCUUUCAGAUGGUUAGAAACAUCAUCGCUUUUGGUUUAGCCAUAGCAUUGCUGGUGUCUUCCAGCGAAGCUUUGAGGAUCCUCGUGUUCUUCCCACUAUAUUCCAAGAGUCACAGCAUAUUGGGACACGGCGUCGUCAAUCGAUUACUAGAAGCUGGCCAUGAGGUGGUGCAUAUAACUUCAUUUCCCCGCGAAAAUCCAGUGGCGAAUUUGACAGAAUUAAGCCUGGAAGAGACAGGGAAACGAUGGAAAGCUGCGAUGGCAAACGAUGAAACAUACAAAAUCAAGAACCUAGUGGGCAAAGGGAACUUUGGUGACUCCAUAUUCUUCAUGUACUUCACGUACGAGAUCCACAAGGGGAUCUUCUCAGCACCAGAACUGGUGGAGUUCCUCAAGGAUCCCUCACAGAAGUUUGAUGUUGUCAUCCUGGAGUGGUUCUUCUCUGAUGUUAUCGCUGGGAUAGCUCCACUUUUCCAGUGCCCAAUGAUCUGGUUCGGGUCUACCGAAGCUCACUGGCAAACCCUUAAGCUCAUCGAUGAAGUACCCAACCCGUCCUACAAUGUGGACAUAUUCUCCGUCAGUACACCACCUCUGGGAUUGUGGGAGAGGACUAUAGAACUUUACACGAUGAUCAAAAAGAUGAUUUUAUUUAGUGUAAUAUUCACACCGCUGGAGAAAUCAAUGUACAACGAUGUAUUUCCGAGCAUCGCUGCUGCGAAAGGAUUUAGCAUGCCCUCUUACAAUGAAGCUGUUUACAAUGGGUCAUUCAUAUUUUUCAACUCCCAUCCAUCUAUUGGCACUCCGUUUAGACUUCCACAGAGUGCUAAAUAUAUUGCUGGGUACCAUAUUGAUAGUAACGUCAAGCCUUUACCUAAGGAUUUACAGAAACAUAUGGACGAAGCAAAGCACGGUGUGAUAUACUUCAGCAUGGGCAGUAACUGGAAGAGUGUGGAUAUGUCAGACAACAUGAAACUCUCUCUGCUCAACAUGUUCGCCAAAUUGAAGCAGACAGUGAUUUGGAAGUUUGAGGAAGAUAUGGAGAAGGUGCCGGCUAAUGUUCAUCUGGUGAAGUGGGCACCACAACUUGCCAUACUCGCUCACCCGAACCUGAAAUUCUUUAUUACCCACGGAGGUCAGCUAUCAACAACAGAGGCCAUACACUUCGGAGUGCCAGUCAUUGGCAUACCCAUAGCGGGGGACCAGUAUGUGAACAUGCGGUCUGUGACCAGUAAGGGAUUUGGUCUAUCAGUGACCUUGGCGGAAGAUAUGGCUGGUCACAUUUAUGAGGCUAUUCAGAAGAUGUUGGGAAGUGCCACGUACAAGGCAAAGGCUAAAGAACUAUCGUUCAUCUACCACAACCGCAAUCAGAAGCCUGGUGAUGAGUUAGUCUUCUGGACGGAGUAUGUGGUGGCCACGGGUGGCGCCAAGCACUUGAAGUCCCCCGCGUUGUCUGUACCGUUCUACCAAAAAAUGUAUUUAGAUGUACUUGCAGUAUUGGUCGCAGUAUUAUUUAUAGCUUUUAAGUUGAUUAAGAGGGUAGUUAGAAAAGAAAAGAAUCCGCAAGGCAAGAAAGAGAAAACGAAGUAGGCAAAUGUGAUAAAAUUUCGAGCCGCCCAAAUAGUAAAUAAAUAGAAGUUUAUUUUAAACAACAAAUACUCAUAAAAAUACUAAUUACCUAAAAGAUUACAUGUGAAUAUGAUGUGUACGUGAGUCACAUAUAUGGUAUGAAACCUAGGAGAACAAAGUCGCAGAUUUGUUCGCAUUAUUUGAGGACUAAGCAAAACCUUAAUUUUUUACUACCCGUUUGAUAGCUGAUUAAAGAAAAUUAGAUAAGUAGAUAAGUAUUAAAACAUUUUUCUAUAUGCUGAAAAGACUAUACUAAAGUAAUAUUGUUUUUGUAAUUAAUAUAAUA
Messenger RNA from Maniola jurtina (meadow brown), 3592 nucleotides. RefSeq lists its product as uncharacterized. The coding region runs from base 34 to 3267 and encodes 1077 amino acids. The record is from RefSeq and is a predicted model, not a curated record. The transcript is spliced from 19 exons. Lineage: Eukaryota; Metazoa; Arthropoda; Insecta; Lepidoptera; Nymphalidae. Gene Ontology annotation, molecular function: UDP-glycosyltransferase activity.